Molecule: messenger RNA, 2000 nt
Organism: Triplophysa rosa
Lineage: Eukaryota; Metazoa; Chordata; Actinopteri; Cypriniformes; Nemacheilidae
Gene: il1fma
Product: interleukin-1 family member A
Exons: 7
Coding region: 115-1173 (352 amino acids)
Biological process (GO): inflammatory response; cellular response to lipopolysaccharide; immune response
Molecular function (GO): cytokine activity
Source: RefSeq, a predicted model, not a curated record
AACCUCAAACUUUGGUGAAGUGACAUCAGAGCAUAGGUUCCCCUUCCAGCCUCAGCAGACCUUUAAAACAGCACUUCAGAGCCACAGCUCUGACAAACGUGAAACCAGGUCAUCAUGGCAGCCGCGGGUAAUUCUCUUAGUGGAGGUGUUACGCUGCUUCACACCGAGCAGGAAGGGAAACAUACAUAUGAAGUGAUGAACUUCAUAAGCUCAAACAAAGGCUUUUUUGCAAGAGGGGGUGAUAAAAUCCUGAUGGUAAACGGAGAAAAGAUGGAGGAUUUAACUCCAGAGGAGUUUGUUAACAUUCUAGUUGAAGGAUCUCCCCUGCUGACUAUACAUCAUCCGUGCAGAGACAGAACUGAGGAGUGUUCGUCAGAGGAGAUCCAGGCCUAUAAAAAGGAGCCAACGGUGAUGGACUUCAGCCUGACGAUGGUGAGAGAGGAAGAUCUACACCCAGAGGGACACCGGGAGCAGCCACAACCAGAACCUGACUGGGAAAAAUAUAUUAAAGAUGACAAUCUGUUUUUUGUCUCUAUGACUGAAACAAGUCUUACACUGGUUAUUGCUCGGGGCUGCGACCCAGAAAGCCCCUGUCACAACUGCGGAAGAACAGACUGCCAGUUUAAUGAAGUUGUUGUCAUGCCUGAGAGAGCAGAGAUUGUCUUUAGUUCUAUUGUUUCAGAUGGAGCACUGAUUGUGAAUCAGAUUAAGGAACGAAAUGAUUUGUUCCUGAAGAGUCUCCUAAUAAACAAGUACGUCACCCCAUGGAGGGAGCAGCUAUUACUGGGGGACACCAUGUCAGCAAAAAUCACCAUCUACUAUUACAAGAUGAACAUAUUGGAUAGGAAUUCAGGCUCGCCGGUUGUGCUGAACUUCACGGGCACAAAUAACUUCUUCUGCUGUACCACCAAGGAAGGUGAUAACAAGAAGAUGUUACGAGUUGUGUGCCAUGAUAGAAGUGACCUGAAAAAUAUAUGCGCGGAUGACACUGAAAAGUGGUCCCUGGUAUUUUACAUGUCUUCUACAUUAGACAAUCACCGACGUUUCGAGUCUGCUCUUCACAGAGGGUGGUUUAUUUACAUACAGAGUGUGAACAGUGAUGAAGUUGAGAUGAAGGAAAAGAAUCAGUAUAAUCCAACCAACUUUUAUUUUGUAAUUGAGAGUCAGACUUGAAUACACAGAAAGCAGGAGACUUGUGUAUCUUUGCUAGCAGCAGCUGUAUGAACAUAUCAUAAUAUAUCUUACAACAUGAUAUAUAUGUAUUACAUAUGAUAUAUGUAAUAUAGCAUGUGUAUUAAAAAGAAUGCUAUAAACUACACUGUAUUUAAACGGAAUAAUGCAUUUUGUAACCGGAACCUGACAUAGUUUUCAAAUACCUUUUUAAUAUUAUUGGUUAUGUUCAAAACUAACUGUAACCCUGUUAAACUGACUUUGUGAUUCAAGAUUACGUGAGCAAAAUGUGUCAUUAAGGUGAAUAUAAAUUCUUUGGACAGGCGACUAUCUUCAGAUAAUAAGUUGCAUCAUCACCGAAUACGAAGAAUGUAUUGUUUAACUGCUAUUGCAGUAAUAAGUAGAUAUGUAUCAUACUAUUAGCUGAUAUGUUUAACUACCAUGUUAUUGUAAGUGUCAUCUUUUUAUGUUGAACUGAUAGAUUUGAUCCAGUGCAUGUAAUUGUUAAUUUUCUUGGCUCAUGUUGUAUUUUUAACUUUGGUUGUUUUUUAUUGCAUUGAAAUGAAUUCUUAGCUAAAUAUUGUUUUAUGUGUAUUCCUUAUAUUGUUGAACAACAUGUAUAAGCUAAAAGCUACUAACAACUUUAAAUUGUUGCUUUAAGCUACGUUAAUGUAUCAUUUAUUAUAUUUUAAUGUCCUUAUGUAUCAUGUUUCUUAUUUUGAAUCUUAUAAAAAAGGUGUGUAAUUGAUUUGAAGAGCUGUUUGUAAUGUGCAUAACAAUUUUUAUUACUGAAAGUGAUUAUAAUAAUGUGUAACAAACUAAAAUAAAUA